UAUAUCCAUUGAUAAGACUAUCGAAACAAUAAUCUGUCACCACAGAUAAACAGCAUUGUUAAUGUUUACUGUUUUCAACAACACAUAUAGUUUAUGCAGUCGUAAUUCGUAAUCUUAUAUAUUGUGGCGUGUGCCAAUUACCGCUUAAAUCUGUGUAAAUUGUAUUGUUUGAAAAAAUUGUAUUUCUUAAAUGAAAAUACGGCAAAUGUCAAAUCUAACAUUUCGAUUUCUCGCUGUUCGCUGAAGCACACGAAUCUGAAAACUUAAACGUAUAAUACCUUAUGAAAAGUGUUUUUGUUUUGAAAUUAAUUGAUCAACUAUCAAGCUUUAAUAUUUAUAAAACCUACUGAUUUUUUCAUGUUUAUUUAAUUUAUAUAGAAAUGGAAAAAACAGAUGAACCAUGUGUUACAAUACUUUUUGAUAAUGGUGAAAAGGCUGAAUUUAGUAAGAUGUAUUUAAUUAAGCAUAGUGCAUAUUUUGAAGCUAUGUUUUGUGGAAAUUUUAUGGAAUCUCAUUCUGGAAAUCAAAUAACAUUGAAAGACAUAAACAAUAAAGGUUUUAUGAGUGUUAUUGAGAGUUUGAAACAUAAUCGUAUUGUUUAUGAUGGCCUAGAAAACUUACUCAAUAUAUUGGAAACAUCACAGCUUCUUCAGUUUACGGAUAUCAUACAAAAAUCAAUUGAAGUCAUCACGGAAAAAUAUUUGUUUUCUGUUCAUGCAGUACCUAUAUUUUCUCUUGCUUCUACACUUGGAUUACAAGAACUAUAUGAAAAAGCUCGUGUGUUUAUUCUCUAUAAUUUCAAAAAAUUGUUGGUUCUGAAUAAAAAUAGUUUUUUUGAAUUAAAUGAAGAAGAUUUACAACAGUUAUUAAAAGAUAAUGGUUUAAAUAUAGAUAAUGAAAUAGAUAUAUUUGAUUUGAUUAUUGAGUGGUGUUCAAAGACUAAUAAUUAUAAUAUUGGGUAUGAAAUAGCUGUUGAUUGUGUAGAUUUUAAUGCUAUGGAUAUGGUGCAGUUGAAUUAUAGUAUUACAAAAACUAAUCAUUUUAAUUUAAUAAACACUAUUAGACACUACAUAAAUUAUAAAAGGGGACAUGAAACAUCAUUGAAUUUAUUAAUUAAACCACCAAGAUGUGUUCCACAUGUUUUAUGUGCUAUAAAAAAUGAAGAAGAUGGCUAUGCAUUUAUUUAUCGUUGGGAUUGGGUGUCCCUGAAGUUCACUAAGUUUCUUAGAUUGGAUCCAUUGCCUCUCUAUACAACUGGAUAUCAUGUGAUUGUACAUGUUACAUUUAUGCUUAUAGAGAUGGACAUUUUUGUAUUGGCUGGAGAAAUUGGGUAUUUGAGAGAUACAUGGAAUAGAUCAGGUUGGAAGUACAAUUUAUUAUCUAAACAGUGGAAAAAGUUAGAUGGAUUUGUUUCAUCUAAAAGGCGCCAUGGUGUUGGACAUUUUUGUGGUAAUGCAUUGUAUUUGAUUGGAGGUCAUUCAAAUCAUCGAUGUCCUAAUGAAUUAAUAGAAAAGUUUUUACUACAUAAAAGUUUAGAAAUGGAUACACUUGUUCGAGUUGAAAGCUAUCGAUGUAAUAAUUUUACCAAAAAUGUUGAUAGAAAAUAUUACAUUUGUUUGAAUUAUAAGAAACAGUUGGUGGUGAUAACUAAAGAUCAUAAUCCCGUGUGGUAUGGUAUGUGUCCAGAUAAAUGUAAUUCAGAAAAUGUAAAGUGGGAAAGUUGCUCAAUGAAUUUAAAAGCAACUAUCAUUAGUGCUGUUGUUUACCUUGAUUAUGUAUAUUUACUUGCAUACAGCGCUCGGUAUAUGAUUGCCUUGUACUGUUAUCACCCUACUGAACAAUUAUGCCGGGAGAUAAAACGUUUUACAACAAUAUAUAAUCCAUAUACUACAAUGUGUGCCUUUAACAUAAAUAUGGCUAUGGUAUUUGGCAAAAAUUAUCUUGAAUGUCAUUCUAUGGCUCAUGAUACUAACACAAGGUAUAAAACCCAAUUUGAUUCAUUUCAUUCUAACUACUUUUUUAGUAUACCAUAUUAUUAAAUCAAAUUAUUUCUUGAUUUAAAUUUUGUGAAAUGUAUAUAAGUAUUUUUUUUAUAUAUUAUAAUG
Sipha flava (yellow sugarcane aphid) is the source of this 2105-nucleotide messenger RNA. RefSeq names its product kelch-like protein 28. The record is from RefSeq and is a predicted model, not a curated record. NCBI's taxonomy places the organism in Eukaryota, Metazoa, Arthropoda, Insecta, Hemiptera, Aphididae. The coding region runs from base 381 to 2039 and encodes 552 amino acids. Gene Ontology annotation, molecular function: protein binding. The transcript is spliced from 7 exons.